AUGGAGAAUGAUACAAUUAAGCAAUUGACUGCGCUUGUGAAGCAGAAUGCUGAUCCUGAGAUGAGCGGACUCUCUCAACUAGGGAUAAUUUCGAUCAGGAAUCUGAACAGCAUAUUAGAAACAACGUUAAAUAACGAAAUUUCAGAUUAUCAGGCAGCAUUAAUCUUUUUAACUAGCUUUACUAGUUUGAUCAAUUCAAUCGAUAUUCUCGCAGGUAAAUUCGAGCCUAUCAAACACUAUAUAGAUUCACAUAUCUCUCAUUUAUCCUCCAAGGAUUCGAUAGCGCUUUUGUCUCAAGCCUAUCUAUAUCAUUUAAGACUCGUUAAAACAAUAAAAUUUAAAAUUAUAACAAACUUGAUCACAGCAAAUUGUUUCGUCAUUAAUUAUAACCUUUCAGUUGUUCCUACAGAGCUUCAUUCGACAGUUCAACGAUUCAUAAAUUCGAUAAAUGAUUCUCUAAAGAUUGCCUCAAGAGACGAAGACUAUCAAUUGUUAAACCACAUCUUUGUAUUAUUUUCAGACCUACAAUCUAUAUAUAAUAACAGUAAAGAUGAUUUACCCCCCAAUACUACUAUGAUAUCAAAUAUGCCCGAUGUAACAACAGCAUUCGAGAACAUGAAAUUCUUACGGAGAUCAGAUUUAAACGUUGGAUAA
Molecule: messenger RNA, 654 nt
Organism: Maudiozyma saulgeensis
Lineage: Eukaryota; Fungi; Ascomycota; Saccharomycetes; Saccharomycetales; Saccharomycetaceae
Source: the annotation of a GenBank genome assembly